Molecule: messenger RNA, 1694 nt
Organism: Diorhabda carinulata
Lineage: Eukaryota; Metazoa; Arthropoda; Insecta; Coleoptera; Chrysomelidae
Product: formylglycine-generating enzyme
Exons: 4
Coding region: 246-1232 (328 amino acids)
Cellular component (GO): endoplasmic reticulum
Source: RefSeq, a predicted model, not a curated record
AACUUCAAUAAUAUGAUUGAAUAUGGACCUCUAUUAUUUAUUGAUGUGUUAAUAACGCUCGACACACUCACACGAAUAUUCAUGGAUGUAGAGCUUACAGCUUUGAGAAUCAUAUUUUGAAUUAAGAGAAGUUAACCACAAGUCAUUUGCAUAAUACAAAGUUUUCAGAUAAGAUUAUGAUUUAUAUUAAAAUGAAUUAGAUCCAAGUGUUCAUUAGGGAAUUAGUUUUAUUUAGAUAUAUUUCGAUGUACUUACAUUUUCAGUUACCUCUUGUACUUAUCCUAAGUACAAUUAAAUCUACCGUUCCAGAUUGUGGAUGCGAUACAAACAGAGAUAACCAUUGUAAAGAUGAUUCAAAUCCCAGUUUUAAAUACUUAAAAGAUUCAAACGAAAUUAGAGACAAUAACGAUGUGAUAAAUACGUCCAAUAUGGUACUAAUAGAAGGCUCUACGUUCGAAAUGGGAACUAAUAAACCAGUAUUUGAAGCAGAUUUUGAAGGUCCUCUUCGGAAUGUUAGCGUCAAUAAUUUUUAUUUAGAUAAAUAUGAAGUUUCGAAUCAAAAUUUUUACGAUUUUGUCAAAAAAACAGGGUAUCAAACAGAGGCUGAAGUUUUCGGAGAUAGUUUUAUAUUCGAAAUGUGCCUUCCGGAAGAAGAGAAGAAAAAAUAUGAAGACGUUAGGGCUGUACAAGCACCUUGGUGGAUAAAAAUGAAAGGCGUUUCUUGGAAACAUCCUGAAGGACCUGAUACUACUAUCGAAGAUAAAAUGAAUCAUCCUGUAAUUCACGUAUCUUGGAACGAUGCGGUUAAAUACUGUGAAUAUCUAGGAAAAAGAUUACCGACCGAAGCUGAAUGGGAAAUGGCUUGUAGGGGAGGAUUAAAACAAAAAUUGUAUCCUUGGGGUAACAAACUCAAUCCGAAAGGACAACACUGGACGAAUAUAUGGCAAGGCGAAUUUCCACAUACUAAUACCGCAGAAGACGGGUUCAAAUUUACUAAUCCAGUUGAUUCAUUUCCUCCAAACAAAUUUGGGUUAUACAACAUGGCCGGGAACGUUUGGGAAUGGACACAGGAUAAUUGGCAAAAUAGUCCUAAUACGAAGGUGAAGAAAGGUGGUUCGUUCUUAUGCCACGAAUCGUAUUGUUGGAGGUAUCGUUGCGCUGCUAGAUCGUCCAAUACCAAAGAUAGUUCUGCUUCUAAUUUGGGGUUCCGUUGUGCAGCCGACAAGAUUUAAAUUGGAGGUUCAUUACAGAUAUAAACAAAUCCUUAAAUAACUUUAAUAAUGUUGUAAGGUAACCCCAUAUUUUUAAAAUUUUUACAUUAAUAAGAAUUAUCAAAAAAAAAUAUUUUAAUUAAUAAAAUUGUAUCAAAAACUAGUGAUAUUCAACCCCAUAAGGGGAAAAAAUUAACUAAAAGACAUAUAUAAUUCACAAUUUUGACUUAAAUUUAGUAAAAAAAAACAUUUUUCCUACCUCCAAAUAAAUUUAGGGUGCUACCAAUUAAUUGGUAUUAUUUUUUUUCUUUUAUAAUAGUUUCCUUCGCCUAUUUUAAGAUGACAAUAAAAUUGUAUGAACCUCCAAUCAAAAUAUGGCAAGAUAAAAUAUUCAAGUACUUAAAAUAUCCUGCCAAAAAGUCUUCCGAUUAAUUUUUUAAUAUUUUUAAUAGAUGAAAGUAAUAUAACUAUACGUUAAACGGU